AGCAAUGACAGCCUCACUUGUUCGUGCCUUUAAUAUGUGAUCUGUUUUCUCCAGUGGAGGGCACUCAGUGUAUCGCAAACUAGAACAUUAGCACCAACAAGCGCCUGAGCAUCCUCGCUGUCUGAAAAGCCUUCUGAAUGAGUACAGGAGAGCAGCCUCUCUCUUCCAGCACAGCUCACCAAAAACAAAAAAAGCCCAACAACAACAGCAAAAAGAGGGAACACUUUCAACCUGACCGGCUAAAUGGAGAAAACUAACCAGCUCAGCUUUGAGUAAAAGCGGGUGGCGGGUCUGGUGGAGGAGGAGGGGGGGCGGGUUGACUUCUUCUACAGCUCUGGAGGCCUGGUGGCAUCGUCGCCCAUCGCCGGGGACCUGCCAGAGGAUGGAUUGCUGUGCCUGGGAAUGGCAGGGGGCAGCCGCCUGAAGAGGGCUGCUCGGAGCCGGGCAAAGCUUCCUGCCCUUCUUUCUCCUCCAGAACUUGCUUUCCCUCCGCGGUCCGCCGUCGCUCCGGCACUGAAGCUUCCCCAUCGAUGCUCAUGGCUCUCCGGCUGAUGUGCUUCAUGGCUCUGAGAGGUUAACAAACCUGCCCCCCACCCCCCCCACAACACCCGCUCCAUUCCUCUUCCUGCCCCAUCACUCAUACCCCAUCCUCCAGUCCUGUAUCCCCCUCCCCAACCCCCCCUUCAUCCCCAUCCCCUAACCCUCCCCCAUCUCCCCUAAAUUCUUUUUCGUCCCCCUCCCCCCUCUCUCGGGAACUUUGUGUAGGUUCCUGGCAUUCACGCCGGAUGGCGGUGAAGUAGGUGGCAGCUGGGCUUGUGUGUGACAUGAACAUUGUGAUGGUUUAAAGGAGAGGGACCGACUUGGAAGGGGGGGAGAAGAGGAAGAAGGGGGAAAACCAUCUUCACCAACAAGAAGCAAAACAGCUGGAAAGAAAAGGGGACACAGUUGCCGAUGACAAAAGGAUGGGUUUCCAUGUAAUCAAGCAGUUGAGAGGCAUGAGUGCAGUGUUGGUGCUCCUCCCUACAGUGCUGUUUGUGACGCUCACCGGGGCUCAGCGUGCUUGCCCCAAGAACUGCAGAUGUGAUGGCAAAAUUGUGUACUGCGAAUCUCAUGCAUUCAGAGACAUCCCUCAGAACAUUUCCGGAGGGUCUCAAGGCUUAUCGUUGCGGUACAACAGCAUCCAGAAGCUUAAGCCAAAUCAGUUUGCAGGCCUUCACCAACUCAUAUGGCUAUACCUUGACCAUAAUUACAUCAGUUCCGUAGAUGAGGAUGCCUUCCAGGGCAUCCGUAGGCUGAAGGAAUUAAUUCUGAGCUCCAACAAAAUUACCCACCUGCAAAACAAAACAUUUCACCCAGUUCCCAACCUCCGCAAUCUGGACCUGUCAUACAACAAGCUGCAGGCACUGCAGUCUGAGCAGUUUAAAGGUCUCCGCAAGCUCUUGAUCUUGCACUUACGUUCAAACUCAUUGAAAACCGUUCCGAUUCGAGUUUUCCAAGACUGUCGCAAUCUCGAUUUUCUGGAUUUGGGCUACAAUCGCCUACGGAGUUUAUCCCGCAAUGCUUUUGCUGGCCUCUUGAAGCUAACGGAGCUCCACUUGGAGCACAACCAGUUUUCUAAGAUCAACUUUGCUCACUUUCCACGUCUCUUCAACCUCCGCUCAAUCUACUUGCAAUGGAAUAGGAUCAGAUCCAUCAGCCAAGGUUUAACGUGGACUUGGAGUUCCUUACACAACUUGGAUUUAUCAGGGAAUGACAUUGCAGGGAUUGAACCUGGGACGUUCCAGUGCCUGCCCAACUUGCAGAAACUCAACCUGGAUUCCAACAAACUCACCAACAUCUCUCAGGAGACUGUCAAUGCCUGGAUUUCUUUAAUAUCCAUCACUCUCUCUGGAAAUAUGUGGGAAUGUACUCGGAGCAUUUGCCCUCUAUUUAAUUGGCUGAAAAGCUUCAAAGGAAACAAGGAAAGUACCAUGAUUUGUGCAGGCCCAAAGCAUAUCCAGGGUGAGAAAGUGAGCGAUGCUGUAGAAACCUACAACAUUUGUGCUGAAAUUCCAGUCGUGGUGACUGAAAAGCCCUACCAGGCCCCUAAAACUCAGCAGAGGCCCAUCUUUGUUCCAAAGCCUACUCUUCCCAAACUGGAAGACUAUCAGCCAACCUCUUUUACAGCAAAUCCUUCUCCAGAUUUCCCAACAUCUGGACCAGAGCCAGAGUAUGAGCAUGUUUCCUUUCACAAGAUUAUUGCUGGAAGUGUGGCCCUCUUUCUAUCGGUGGCUAUGAUUUUGUUGGUCAUCUACGUCUCAUGGAAGCGCUACCCAGCCAGCAUGAAGCAGCUCCAGCAACACUCUCUUAUGAAGAGGCGCCGGAAAAAAGCUCGAGAGUCUGAAAGGCAAAUGAACUCCCCUUUACAGGAGUAUUAUGUGGACUACAAGCCGACAAAUUCCGAGACCAUGGAUGUAUCGGUUAAUGGAUCUGGACCCUGCACGUAUACCAUUUCUGGCUCCAGGGAAUGUGAGCUCUCCGGAGAAGUCCUGUUUCAAAAAGGAAUUGUCAUGGAUGAUUGUGCAGUGAAUAAGGUCCCUCACCAUAUGAAAACCUUGCCCUAUUACAGCUAUGACCAACCGGUGAUUGGAUAUUGCCAGGCCCACAAGCCCCUCCAUGUAAAUAAGGGAUAUGACACAAUCUCCCGGGACCAGGCUGAAGCCACCAACUUGGAGUUGAGUCGAGACCACAGCUUCAUUGCUACAAUUGCACGUUCGGCUGCUCCAGCUAUUUACAUUGAGAGAAUACCAAACUGAUGGAAUCUCUUUCCUGAGAAUCAAGAGAGGGUGUGUAUGGGAGGCUUCUUUUUUCUGGGGAGGGGGGAACCUUCGGGUGAAGAGGAACGAGGAGCAAGGAGAAGAAGACAACUCACCAUUCCAGUUACAAAUGUUUUGAUGCAAACAACAGGAAAGGGGAACAAAAUAAAUAAAUAAAUGACACGUUGCUUGAGGACUGCCGUAUAAGGAAAUUCAGUCUAGUGACACUAUAGUACCGACUGGAGAACUUGAGAAUUUCCUUUGGCUUUAAACUGUCGAACUUCUUGGUGUACAUAUCAAAGAAAGAUUGCUGAGUUCUUAUAUAAAAAUGCGAGCGAGCGAGAGAAUUAGAUUUCACUCUAGCAACAUAAAGGGAUGGAUUAAAAGUUCUGUUUGUAUAUUUGAUUUUUCUACACUGCACGGUUCCUUCAGAGGAGAACCAGAGGUACCAAUAAGGGGUGGGACGGGGAAGAACAUAGAAUGGAAUAUGAGAUAUUGUUUAUUGUUUAUUACUCUUAGAAGUAACAGAAGGUUUCUUUAUUUUUCCAUUUGG
Messenger RNA from Podarcis muralis (Common wall lizard), 3348 nucleotides. It is a transcript of the gene LRRTM4, whose product is annotated as leucine rich repeat transmembrane neuronal 4. NCBI's taxonomy places the organism in Eukaryota, Metazoa, Chordata, Lepidosauria, Squamata, Lacertidae. Gene Ontology annotation, molecular function: protein binding. The record is from RefSeq and is a predicted model, not a curated record.